UUACAUAAAGAUAUUUCGUGUAAUUAUAGGAUAUUUAAAUGAUUAAUAGAAUCGACGAAUUAUUUUGAAAACUCUUUAAGAAACUUCAAUUAUAUUUUCGUAAAACGUGAUUCAGAUAUUAAUUGAAGAUCUUAUUUAGUUUUUGGGUGUCCGUCUGUCCAUUCAGCCUGGAGAGAGAGGCAUUCAAGCUCCACAAUGGAUUCAAAACGGCAUGACCGCAGCUCCAAGUCCAAUACAGACUCGCCACCUGCACCACCUUCACCUCCCAUGUAUAGUGCAUCGUACACAACGUAUGACGGGUACAAAAACAGAUUGUCGUCGCGUCGAUCACCUUCACCUUCGGAGUAUAGAAGCAGUAGAACUUCCCGAAAUGAUUCGCCACAGGAUAGACGUAGAAGAAGACGUAGUACAUCAAAAUCUCCUCCGAGUCGAUCGCAUAAACGAUCCCGAUCACCCGAUAGAGACAAAGAUCGAGAUAGGGAUAGAGAUCGUUCACGAAAAUAUUCUAGAAGAGACAGAUCGAGAUCUAGAUCGCGAGGAAGAUCACGUUCCAGAGAUAGAAGGCGUAGUCGUAGUCGUAAUAGAAGUAGAGAUAGACACAGAGGCAGAGAAAGCCGUCGAUACCAUAGAGCACCAUCGUACGAAUCAGAUACUGCUGAAGAUAAUAACGAUACUGGCGUAUCGCAACCAGUUGUUCCUCUACAAUCUAAUGCUUUCAAAAACGAUGGUAGCUUUAUGGAAAUGUUCAAAAAGAUGCAGGAACAAAUGCAGCCUGCGCAAAAACCGACGACUUCUGUUUUGGAAGAGAAAACUGUUGUUCCUCCACCAUUGAUGGUGGGUAAGAGGCGAGGAGGGAGAAUUUUGAAAACUGGAAUGGUUGCUAAACCAAAGACUGAACAAACGGUUGAACAGCCCAAGGAUGCUUGGUCGCUUUAUAUGGCUGAAGUAAAAAAAUACAGAGAAGUUUGUUGUCAAGAAGAAGACAACACAAGACCGUUGGUCAAAUAGCUAAUUUUAAUUUAAUCACUUCUCAUUUAUCUAUGAUAAAUGUCAUUUCAAAA
Messenger RNA from Osmia lignaria (orchard mason bee), 1061 nucleotides. RefSeq lists its product as uncharacterized. The record is from RefSeq and is a predicted model, not a curated record. Gene Ontology annotation, molecular function: 3'-5' exonuclease activity; 5'-3' exonuclease activity. Gene Ontology annotation, cellular component: respiratory chain complex IV; mitochondrion. NCBI's taxonomy places the organism in Eukaryota, Metazoa, Arthropoda, Insecta, Hymenoptera, Megachilidae.